AAAAUGUGAGAAAUUCCAAAAGGUUCAGAUACCUUUUUAUACCACUGUAGGUCACAAUAAUCUGCUUACAAAGACCUAGGGAGAAAAGCUCCCACUUCUCAUCCAAAUAAAGUCACAGAUUACAUACACUGAAUGAAUAAGACAUACUACAUAAAUAUUAAUAGACCAGGUAAAAUGAACAUAUAUGUAUAAAUAAGAAAAUAUAUCUGUAAUGUAACACUAAAUUCCUGUGGUAUGUGUAGCAUUUUAGUUCUGUGGAUGAGCGCAUUUCAUUUGUGUUAGUUUAUUUCUUUAAUACAUUUAAAUAUUUCUGAGCAGAAUAGAAUAGAAAGCCUUUAUUGUCCUUAUACAGAGUACAACGAGAUUUAAAGCUUCGCCAUAAAGUGCACCACAUAAAACAAAAGCACAAUAAGGCUAAUAUAAAAACACAGGUUACAGGAUACACAGAUUGGAAUAAAGUCAAUAAGAUACUAGCUGCAAGACAGUGCGUAUAUGUCAAUUUAAAGUACUCAGACUAGGAGUCAGGUGGCUGACUUGAUUAGUCCUGCAACGAUUAAUCGAUUAACUCGAGUAUUCGAUUAGGGAAAAAAGAUUUGAAUUACAUUUUGCUGCUUCGAGUAUUCGUUUGCAGCGUUGUAAUGGUUUGUUUUGAAAGUGUUUGCAUUUAGUUUUAUUCAUAUGGGUGGAGACACUGCCUCUAGUCUGCCUCAUUUCACAUGGCUGAAUCCAGCUGCUCCCUGUUAAGACCAAUAUACGCAAAGUGUCUGUUUGAGCUAAUUUUUUUUAAUGCAUUGGUAAUUUAGUUUAAAGUAUAUUUAGCCUUUUUUGUGGGAAUAUGUGUCCGAGCCAUUUGUUAAGAGCAUUGUUAAAAAAAAAAAAAAAAAAAAAGUUUGCAUUUUGUAGCACUUAAGCUAGCGGACUUUUGCAAUGCAAGUUAGCCAAUUCUUCUUUUGCUGUACAUAGAUCCUCAUUUAUUUAUUUUUCUAUAAUGUUUGAGGCUCAGCUCAGGUAUUUUAAUUUUUUAUGCAGUACCCAAUUGAGACAGAUGUCUGAGAACAUAUUACUUAGUGAGAUGCGUGUGACAAUGUUGAAGCAUUAGCACUGCAAUGACAGUGACAUUGUCAGUGGUGUGCAAGAUGUCAGUUUUUUAGUGCAAACUGUCUCUCAGUCUGUUUGUUUUGGCUUAUAUGGCCAUGUAGCCUUUGCUAGAGUGCAACAGGUAGAAGAGGUGGAAGCUGGGAUGUGUAAGAGUGCCUUGUCGUUGCUUGAUAUUGUUAGUAUUUAGUUUUUCAUCACAAACUUGGAGGAAGGAGGCAGCCAAUGAACUUUUCUGCUGUUUUUGAUCAACCUCUGCAGUCUUCUCGUUUCUGCUUCUGUGGCCUAAAUGAGCAUUUCCAUGCAUAUCUUAUGAUGCUUUAACAAUGGUCAAAUAUGUGGCCACAAAGCUACCUUCCACUACCAACUGAAAUUUAUACUGAGUUGAUUUACAUUAAAAUGGUAUCUGCACUCUAAUGUGCAGUGUUAUGCAAAUGUGAUCUGUCAAGUGUGAUGUACAGUGGUGUAGUUAGUGUAAUGGAACAGUCGUCCUUUUUCCUAUGUCACACAUUUUAAUCUAAUAAACCCUGAUUCUUCUUUUCCGUAAUACAAGGUGACAUCAUCACUAUAAAUAAUAUUACAUCGAGUGCACUUGUAUUUAAAGGCCAUAGCGAGUGAGUGGAAAAGUUCUUUUGGGUCAUAAAUCAAAAGAAGAAUAGGGAAGUAUGUGGAUAAUUUUGACUUGUGACACGCACCAGUAGACAGGAAGGCCUCAAACACACAUUCACAAGCGGAAGAUUAUUUGCAUUGAUUCUGCAAAUUAUCCGAUAAGAAGUGAAGCUACACAGUGAUGGUAGGGAGGACCAACAAGUGAGCGAGCGUAAGCGACAGGAAGUACUCCAAUAGAUCAAUGGAUCUUCAACAUGGAGAGGAUUUCUCCACUAGGGACCCCCAGGAUGACUUUGAAAUCCUUCUCAGAGUCGGAUGGGGAACCUAUGGGGAAGUUUACAAGGCGCGUAGAAAGCAGACUGGGGACCUGGCAGCCAUUAAGAUUAUUAAAACUGAACCAGAGGAUGACUUUUCCACAAUCCAGCAAGAAAUACUCAUUAUGAGAAGCUGCAAACACACCAACAUUGUAGCUUAUUACGGCAGCUACAUCAGGGCCAACAAACUGUGGAUCUGCAUGGAAUUUUGUGGGGGAGGCUCCUUGCAGGAUGUUUACAGUGUGACUGGUCCCCUGUCAGAAGCACAGAUUGCAUAUGUCUGUAGAGAGACACUAAAGGGUGUGGACUACCUCCAUGAACAGAAAAAAAUGCACCGAGAUAUCAAGGGUGCCAACAUCCUUCUUAAUGACCACGGCGAGGUUAAACUGGCCGAUUUCGGAAUCUCCGCCCAAAUCACGGCCACUCUGUCUCGUCGGAUGUCUUUCAUCGGGACGCCUUAUUGGAUGGCGCCAGAGGUGGCGGCAGUGGAAAUCAAAGGUGGCUACAAUGAGCUGUGCGACAUCUGGUCAGUGGGCAUCACAGCUAUUGAGCUAGCAGAGCUACAGCCACCCAUGUUUGAACUCCACCCGCUACGUGUCCUGUUUCUCAUGUCCAAGAGUAGCUACCAGCCUCCCAAACUUAAGGACAAGGCAAAAUGGUCGUCCAUGUUCUACAAUUUUGUGAAGACUGUGCUGGUGAAGAACCCUAAGAAGAGACCAAGCGCCUCCAAGAUUCUCUCACAUAUGUUCUUGAGUCAAGAGUGCCUGAGGCGGGCGCUGAUUCUUGACCUGCUGGAGAAAUGUCGCUACCCUGAAAAGUUCUGCCCGCCGACAGAUGAUGACGAAAUGGAGGUGAAUGUGCCUGGAUUGUUGAAGAGGAUUCUGUCCAUCAACAAACAAAACUGGGCUGAAGGGAAAUGCUCAAAACCAAAUUUGGAGCAGAUCUACCUGCAGAGGCCUGUGAAGAAAGAAUCGCCAAAUACAACACUGAUGCAUACAGGAAGCUCACAUGGCCUCAACACAUUUCCAUUGAGGGACAAAGACUCAGAUUCUUCUGAUGAUGACUACGAUGAUGUGGAUACUGUCAUAAUACCAGCAGACCAGAUGCCACCACCGCUUCCCCCCAGGACCAAAGUGCGUUCAAGCUCAGAAGAACUCAUUUGGGUGGAAGACAAUGGUUCCAUCAAACCGUCUUCACUGUGCGUCCCCUCGCCCCUUGUCAGGACGUCCAGUGGGACGCAAGUCAGAGCAGGUCCCCACACAAGACUCAUGAGAAACUCAGACCCCGUGUCUUUCCAGUUAAAUGACCAAGAAGUUGCACUCUUACCUCCUGAGCUGCCUCCGAAAAGCAGACGCAGACACCAACAGCCCUCAUCAAAGGACUCUGCCAAGUGUGUGACUCCUCACAUGAAACCUCCUAUCUACUUGAAGAGGAUCUUCCAUGGCUGUCCACUCAAAAUAAAGAGCUCCACCACCUGGCAACACCCAGAUACCAAAGACCAGCACCUGAUCCUUGGAGCAGAGGAGGGCAUCUACACGCUUAACCUUAACCGUUCAGAGGCCACUAUUGAGCUGUUGUAUCCUGGCAAGUGCACCUGGGUCUACAGCUGCCACAAUGUGCUCAUGUCUGUAUCAGGUAAAUCCUCGCAACUUCACUCCCAUUUGCUGAAGGAGCUUCACGAGCGGGCUCGCAGGGACCAGUGGAUGGUGGCACUGCCCGCUCAUCGGCUUUUGCCGCGGAACUUUGCAGUAACGUGUAAAAUUGGUGACACCAAAGGAUGUAGGACCUGCUCAGUUGCUGAAAACUUUCUGUGCUGCGCACUGGAGUCAAGUGUAGUCCUGCUGCAGUGGUAUGAACCCAUGAACAAGUUCAUGCUCAUUAAGCAUUUCGACUUUCCCCUCAGCAACACCCUUCGGGUAUUUGAGAUGGUCGUGGAUGCCCAGCAGGAGUACCCACUGGUGUGCACUGGUGCCAACCGUGGGUCCAGUCCGAAUCAGCCUGUCGCUUUGGAGUACAUCAACCUAAACUCAAACACUUCCUGGUUUAUGCAAACCGACACGGAUCAUCGAUAUCGAGAUGCCUUGCAAGUCAAGCAGUUGGACAGCAACUCGUUAAUGGUCCUCUUCGAAAGGUCUGUACAUAUCGUCGGCCUUGAAGGGGAGCUAAAGAGUGGUCAGCCUCACAAAACCAGUUUCUCACGCGAUGUGGAAUCUGUUGUAUACUUGGAGGACACAUUUUUAGUGGUGUGGCGGCACGGCUGGCUAAGGACCAAAAGAGGCAUCGACAAAGUGUUGGAGGAGACAACCGACCACAAGAAGAUCUUUCGGCUGUUGCAUUCUGAAAGGAUGGUCGUCAUGGAGACACAUCACGCCAAGGACCCAUCAGGGCUGUCCGACCUGUACUUGCUGGAAAUUGCCGAGAACUUUGUCAUGCUGCCCUGAUGCUCCUGAGCAGAGUACUAUGGGAUAUGCAUUGUAUCUAUGCGGGACACAUAUGAGAGGCUUGACCUCACUUUUUGAAAUUGGUUUCAAUGGGAUCGAUGAAAUCCACCACUGGAUCAGCAAUCACUGCUGACUUAACUAUUGAAGCACUGCCAUG
This is a messenger RNA of Corythoichthys intestinalis (scribbled pipefish), 4616 nucleotides long. RefSeq names its product mitogen-activated protein kinase kinase kinase kinase 5-like. Gene Ontology annotation, cellular component: cytoplasm. Bases 1946 to 4459 code for a protein of 837 amino acids. Gene Ontology annotation, biological process: intracellular signal transduction; protein phosphorylation. The transcript is spliced from 32 exons. NCBI's taxonomy places the organism in Eukaryota, Metazoa, Chordata, Actinopteri, Syngnathiformes, Syngnathidae. Gene Ontology annotation, molecular function: MAP kinase kinase kinase kinase activity; ATP binding. The record is from RefSeq and is a predicted model, not a curated record.